GGCUGCUCGGGCGGCUCGGCUGCAGGGCGGCUCGGCGGCUGGGCGGCUCGGCAGCUGGGCGGCUCGGCGGCUGGGCGGUCGGCUGCACGGCGGCUCGGCUAGUGGGCGGCCGGGCGGCUCGGCUGCAGCGCGGCUUGGCGGCGGGGCGGCUCGGCUGCUCUGCUGCUGGGCGGCUCGGCUGGGCCGCUGA
Molecule: messenger RNA, 190 nt
Organism: Closterium sp. Naga37s-1
Lineage: Eukaryota; Viridiplantae; Streptophyta; Zygnematophyceae; Desmidiales; Closteriaceae
Source: the annotation of a GenBank genome assembly